Messenger RNA from Mycena citricolor, 5020 nucleotides. The record is from the annotation of a GenBank genome assembly. Lineage: Eukaryota; Fungi; Basidiomycota; Agaricomycetes; Agaricales; Mycenaceae.
CUUCAGCGCUGGAAACCGUGCAGGCAGCACGAGUCUGUACUCAGUGACGCCAGUCCCAUUGUAUUACUGAUUAUGCAAGCAUGUGGAAAUCGAGUCGUGACUGAGGAAGUGCCCACCUCCUUUGCAACAGCUAUCCCCUUGCUUUUCCGCAAUGAAGAACAGCCUGCCGAAUGAACAGAUGUAUUAUCCACCUGCGUUCGGGGAGCAGACCGCCUAGUCGCACUGGCCCGGGAGCAUUUUCGAACAUUCGUUUGGGUCAGUCGAAGGCCCGCUACACUAUCUCCUCUCCACUCCCACGUAUAAGUAAUAAGCCCGAACUCCGCAUAACCGUGAAUCGAGUGAUGCGCGGCGCAUUUUCGGCAGCUACGCGCGUGGACCCUGGCCCUGGACCGGUAGAUUGAAAAUCCAAGGCCCAGGUUUGCCAGUUCUGAGAGAGCGAGAGGCCAAAAUUCUGUUCGCUCGUCGUAGCCAUGGAUAUUUAUCUCGGUCAUAAGUUUUCGAGAUGAUAGAGACGAGACCCGGAGCCUCAGAGAGCGUGAAUGCAGCAUGAAUGAUCGAUCGCGUCAUACGCCCGUAGUCUGUCAAGGCAGCACAGCCUCACCACCUCUUUUGCCGACACCGUGCUUCGAGUCGGGACCCUACAUCCCACUUGUUCAUGACCGCUCGGAUCCUCGCCUAGAUCCCAUUCAGGUUUCAUUCGCGACUCUCUCACUUUUUCCGUCGUCCACAGCUGCCGUGGACCCGCUUGGCAGCUUCAUUGGGGCUGUCGUGCCAUCUUGUUGGUACCUUUACUCGUACUCCCUCCGAUACCUCGUUGUACGAUACCCGUAAUCCCACACGAUGCCGCUUCUCGGUGGCCUUUUCGGACGGAAUGGUGGCAGCAGCAAGUCCAAAAACGCCCCAGACGUAGCACACCCAACAACUCAUCCUCCGUCCACAUCGCAAACUCCGUCAAGCUCUGGGUCCUCGCCGACCUCGCCGACGUUAGAAUACGUCUCCUUCGCUUCCGACCGCCUGCCGUCCUCGCCCAAUGGACGCAGCCUGGCGUAUGCUGGCGAAGUACCAAAAGAGAAGCGGGGCAUCUUUGGCAGGAAACGGAGCGGGAAUCUAGCUGCAGCAUCCGGGGAUUUGGAAGCGCCACGCCCCAAUUACCUUUCACACAUCAGCACAUCCUCCGACCUGUCACCGCAGGCUUCGUCUUCGUCUGUCCAAUCCCUUCGUCCGCCUCAGGGCGUCUUCAACCAGUCAACCCGCAGCCUUCCCCAUGAAACUGCGCGGCGUUACCCGUCGUUGUCACCGCUGGCGCCUACGAUCAGUCCUACCAAGUCAGUAGCGUCCGGGCUGACUACACGCUCUACUGCCACCUCGAAGACGUCUAAGAGUGCUGGUGCCAAGUCCGGAAAGAAGUUUUCGUUUUGGGGCAGCCGAAAAUCUUCACCUGAACUUCCUCCUUCACCCUCGCCACCAGACUUCAAUCUUCAGUCUUUCCGCAAUGCUCGAGACCCAUCACCAGCGAGACCGACUGCUAGUGCUAUCCAGCCUCUCACCGCUGGCAAUCUCAGCUCCUUGGGCAGAGAAUACGAAAACAGCGACUUGCCGCUCGUUCGGCCCAGACCGCCGAGAGAGCAUCGAGGCAGCGAUGCCUCCUCCUCGAGGAUCAGUGUCUCGGCGUUUCGAGAGAUGCAGGCCAAGAGAAGCGCAGCCGGUUCACCGGCACUCCCGGACAGUGCAGGAGGUCGAACGCCAAGCCCGGGGCCGGGAACUGUACGCCUAUAUGCCCUCGGUAAUGCGAGCGGCAGUCGGUCACAUCAGCCAUUGCCGCAGCAUCAGCUCCAACCCCGGGCCACUCCACCAACGGCAGCGCUAAUUCAACCUGCUCCACAGAGGUUGCUAGGACAUCAGCGCAGACCAGGGCAAUGGGAAUCUGAUGACGAUGAAGUCGAAGAGGAGGAGGAAGAGAGUGACGAGGGCGAUGGAAUGAAGACGGGAAAUGGGUCUCAUCUUGCGAGAAGGCAGAGGACUAUCACCAAGAAUACCGCGCGAUCGGACUUGGGGCAUGGUGGAGGUCUGCGGGCUGCAUCCAGUUUGGGAGUCAAUGGCUCAACGGCGUCUCCACCUUCCGUUGAUAUGCACGCCAAAAGACUGUCAAUCGAAAUCCCUCCAAGACAAGUCCGAGCACCUGCUUCCUCUACCCGUCCAUCUCCAUCGCCAGCACAGAAAGCACGACCCCUGCCCCAAUCCGGAUCCUCUUCCUCUUCGGACUCGGACGAUGCUCCACUCGCGACUUUGGUCUUGCCUCGACGAGCAGGCAGUUCAUUGUCCAUUGGGUCCAAUGGGUCUACGUCACACUUGCCUGCGUCGCCGUCGCCAAACACACGUGGCCCCUCACCUCUUUCGACGGCUGCUGUUCCCAGACCCCAGCACCAGUCUACUCUUUCAGUAGCCUCGGGUAGUGGAAGUAGCACGACAAGCCGAGCGCCAGUGGGCAAAGCGAAACCUCUCAUCGAUAUCAACGAGCUAACUGCGGCGCGCCCAGUCCUCGCUUCACAAGCGAAGACCAAUGAUGGAUUCACGGGGGGUGGAAUGCUGGCCGGGAAGGAGAAACCAUCGGCGUCUCCUAGUCCGGUUCUGACGACCCGUUCCCCGCCAGUGACGAAUGAGACGGGAUUGAUGCGGUUUCCUUCUCCACCCGGUUCGCCUGUUAGAGAGAAGUCUCCGACGUUGGGGGUCAGGGAGACGACCAUUUCUCGUCCCGUUGUUCGACGCGAUAUGUUGAGCGAGCGUUUGAAAGCGGCAGCAGUGACAACUUCUGAUUCAGAGUCGUCGCGUCCGUCCGUUCCGAAUCCCCCAACCUCGUUUUCGCCCGCUCGUAGAGCAAUGCAUCGACGGUCAUCUAGCGAUAUCAUCCUCCGGAAUGUCGUGCCCGAUGCGGAUCUAAAUCGGGAUCUUGCUGCGUUGUUGGGCGGUGGUGUUGCGCUUGUUUCAAGGAUGGGAGAAGAGGAUGAUCCCGAGCCACAGCCCGGGCCAGUGCCAGAACCGUUGGAAGGCGGGGAGAUUCGCCCGAUUCCAAUCAAGCAGCGUUCGCCGGCCCCUGGAUUCAGCGUCACGUCGCGGCCCCAGCCACUGGGUGGGAUUUUGCCCAGGGCGAGUAGUGCAUAUGGUGAUUUGGGUGGUGUCAGACCAAGAAGCACCUCGCUGGCGGCAACUAGUGCUACUUUGGCGCAGAAUGCUGUCGACAGCGUGACAGAUUCCAGUUCGGCCAAUUCCCGAUCUCGACAGCGCAGUAGCACGAUGUUGCCCCUGGCCGGGACGAGUCCCAGUAGACGUACGCCGGCGACAGAGGUCUCCAGAACGACUCUGAACCUAGCUAAUCCAGCGACUGAAAGCUCCGCCGAUUCGAGCUCUUCGAAAUCUGGGUCCCGCAAACGUAGUAGCACCAUGCUUCCGUCGACUGGGUCAACCCCGAAAUCUAUCUCUGAGAGCUCUCUUCCAGCUAGCUCCCGGUCUCGCCAGGGGGAAAUGAUGCCCGAUUCAGCCCGCCAACGGAGUGCCAGCAGCAUGAUACCAUCGGCGGUGUCGUCCGCCUCUCUGAGCUCCAAGAUGCCGUCCCCGACGUCGAUUGGACCCCCCACGAGACCGUUCGUGCUUCCUCGAACGAGUCCAGCGAGUUCGACUGGAGGAUCGAGUAGCUCGCCGGUGCCGCCGACGCCCAGAGACGGUAGUGAAGUCGGGAGUAGCGAGAAGAAGCCGAAAGAAUGGAGCGGAGGAGCGAGCGGGCUCUUGACGAAGCGUGGAUUGGCCAACCAGAAGCGAAGGAGUGUCAGUUUCGACUUCAACGAGGAGUUGACCAACAAGAAGGGCAAGGCAGUCGACGACGAUGAAAAGAGGAGAGAGAGACGACGGAGUGAAGCGCGUGCUGCAAUCGAGGUGCGUUUGCAAUCAUGCUUUCCCUCUGUUGUUUUGAUGACGACUUGUAGCUCGGGAAUGUGAUCAAUGGCCGGGGACCCGUUCUCCACGAUGAGGAUGAGGAGGAAGACCGACCAGUCAUGCGUCCGGGUCAGCCACAGCCCAUGAUGGUCAACCCCAUGAUGAUGCCGAUGGGCUUUGGAACACCAAGCCCUGGGUGGCCCGGAAUGCCGAGCCCCUCGCAGUUCAUGAUGCCCCCACCGGCGGAUCCAUCGUUCAUGGCAGCCCACCAACAGGCGAUGAUGUACGCGAAGCAGGCUUACCAGAUGGCAGUCGCCCAGCAGGCAAUGGCCGCCGCCGCCGAAGAAUGGGAGCGAGGAUCGAGUGUAGGAGGCUUCAAUGGCGGUGGAAGCGUCUAUGGCGGUGGUGGAGGGCCCGCGAUGAUGAAUCCGUGGAUGGGAAUGUUCCCGUCUGCACCGCGGUCAAUGUAUGGCGGCGGCGGCGGAGGUGCAAGAAGUGAUUACGGGGGACCCACUAGCGGUGGCGGUUCUGGCUGGAACUCGUCCCGUAGUGUGUAUGGGGAAACGUUUGGUCCUUCGACAGAGCGAUACGCAAGGCCUGGCAACUCUCCUUCCCAAGCCAAGCCGGGUCGCGACUCGAGUUACUUUGGUGGACUGGUGCCGCCAUCUUCAGCUAGCCGCCAGCCUCCGCGACAAAGGACUGCCAGUCAGCCAGCCACACCCUCAAAACCUUCCGGAUCCGUUCCUCGGCGGGGAGGACAACCGCCUUCCAGCUGGAAACCUGGCAUGUGAAAACUUUCCGUUCCAAUCAUUUAUAGUAUCUGGAUUUUAUCCCAUAUCUUCUCUCACUCAAUGCAUUUUCAUAAUCGUGUACUCUCAUGUCCAAGUAUCUGUCAACUGCACCUGUUUUCACGUUUGGCACGGACAGUACCAACUACCAAUUGUUAUCUUGUCAUUGGCGAAACAUUCACAGACUCUUGUCACGCGGAAGACUUCGCUUCGCUUCGGCAGUUUCUUCUGGACUGAAAACAGUUCCCAUCAUAAUUUACAGCUUGAUUGAACGGAUUCCAGCAGCUUACAGAUUAUAGUGUAAU